Molecule: messenger RNA, 846 nt
Organism: Lathyrus sativus (Indian pea)
Lineage: Eukaryota; Viridiplantae; Streptophyta; Magnoliopsida; Fabales; Fabaceae
Source: the annotation of a GenBank genome assembly
AUGGCUAUGGAAGAAACAACAUCAACCAUCAUGGCAGCACUUUCAUCUCUCCCUUCUCACCACCUCACAAUUCUCACUAACACCAUUCUCUCAUCCAUCCGCCGCUACCACCACCGUCUCACUUUCCUCCUCUCUUCCCCAACUCUCUUUUCCUUAACACUUCGUCACCUUCACACACUCUCUCUCCCCCAAAAAACUUUACUCAUUUCACGAUAUCUCCUUUCGUCUCUCCACCUUCUCACCCAAUCCAAACUCUCCACGUCACCUCUUCCACCUCCUGCCUCAACCUCCAUGAGAGACCGUGAAAUCGACGCGGUCUUGCUACUUCUCUUAUUAUGCGAAACGCAUAAACACAAUCCGGACGCUCUAAACGCACCGUGUUCUGAUUGGAGAUUGAAUCUGAGCAAACUCUUCUGCGAUACAUUGUUGACGUUUUCUUACUCUUCAGCGCCGCCGCUCGGGGCGUGUUUGGGAUCUGUUUUGAUUCCGUUUAUCGAAACAGUGAGUCGGUGUUGGAGAUUGGUGGAUGUUUUAGCCUGCGACGGUGGUGGUGAAAGUGGAAAGGGAGUGAAGGAAGUGGCGGCUUCGGCGGCGACGGUGGUUUCUUUGCCGGCGGUAGGAGUGAGUGUUGGCGGGAGAGAGUGUGUGAUAUGUAAAGAUGAGAUGCGAGUGGGGAGAGACGUGUGUGAGUUGCCAUGUCAGCAUCUGUUUCAUUGGAUGUGUAUUUUGCCGUGGCUGGGAAAGAGGAACACGUGUCCUUGUUGCAGGUUUCGGUUACCGUCGGAUGAUGUAUUCGGAGAGAUCCAACGGCUGUGGGAAGUCUUGGUUAAAAUUGGUGCUAGAUGA